AUGGAAAAAAAUGAGAAGUUAGCUUAUGCGCAACUUCAGAAGGAACUGUUGACAUUCAGGGAUGUCACCAUAGAAUUUACUCCAGAAGAGUGGGACUACUUGGACCCUGCUCAGCGCAAUUUGUAUGGGGAUGUGAUGUUAGAGAACUACAGAAACCUGAUCUCUGUGGCACCACCUAUUGUGGGCAGCAAUAAUCAGUCUUUUGAAAGCCCCAGAGAAAACCAGGACUUUGGGUAUAUGUUUGGAUUAUGUGUUCAGCCAAAUGUUUCUGACAAGAAGAGAUUUAAAAUUGAAGAGCAUAUUUAUGAAUGUUGUCAAUUUGAUGACUCCUUCAUUAAAACUUUAUUAUUCUUCCACCAAACAACAUUACCUUCACAUGCCAAAAUCCAAAACUGGAAUCAGUACGAGAAAGAAUAUCAGAGGACUCACAGAGGAAAGAAACCCUACCAAUCUGAAGAAUGCGGUAAAGCCUUUAAAUGGGGCUCAAGACUUACAAAACAUCAGAGAAUUCACACUGGAGAGAAACCCUACAAAUGUGAAAAACAUGAAAAACCUUACAAAUUUGAGGAAUGUGGCAAGGCCUUUAAUCAGUGCUCGAACCUGACAACACAUACGAGAAUGCAUACUGGAGAGAAACCCUACAAAUGUGAAGAAUGUGGCAAUUCCUUUAAGAAGUUAUCAACUUUUACAGCGCACAAGAGAAUUCAUAAUGGAGAGAAACCUUACAAAUGUGAGGUAUGUGGCAAGGCCUUUAACCAUUAUUCAAGCAUUACAACACACAAGGGAAUGCAUACUGGAGAGAAACCCAACAAAUGUGAAGAAUGUGGCAAAUCCUUUCAUCAGUGUUCACAUCUUACAGGACAUAAGAGAAUUCAUAGUGGAGUGGAACCUUACAAAUGUGAGGUAUGUGGCAAGGCCUUUAACCAUUAUUCAAUCCUUACAAUACAUAAGAGAAUGCAUACUGGAGAGAGACCCUACAAAUAUGAAGCAUGUGGCAAAUCCUUUCACCAGUGCUCACAUCUUACAGCACAUAACAGAAUUCAUACUGGAGAGAAACCCUACAAAUGUGAAGAAUGUGGCAAAUCCUUUCAAUGCUGCUCACAUCUUAAAGCACAUGAGAGCAUACAUAGUGGAGAAAAACCUUACAAAUGUAAGGAAUGUGGCAAAGACUGUAAUAGGUUCUCAAAUCUAAGAGCACAUAAGAUAAUGCAUACUGGGGAGAAACCCUACAAAUGUGAAGAAUGUGGCAAAUCCUUUAACAAUUUAUCAACUUUUACAGCACACAAGAGAAUUCAUAGUGGAGAGAAACCUUACAAAUGUGAGGUAUGUGGCAAGGACUUUAACCAUUAUUCAAGCCUUAGAAUACAUAAGAGAAUGCAUACUGGAGAGAAACCCUACAAAUGUGAAGAAUGUGGCAAAUCCUUUCAUCAGUGCUCACAUCUUACAACACAUAAGAGAAUUCAUACUGGAGAGAGACCCUACAAAUGUGAAGAAUGUGGCAAAGCCUUUCACCAGUGCUCACAUCUUACAGUACAUAAGAGAAUACAUACUGGAGAGAAACCUUACAAAUGUGAGGUAUGUGGCAAGGCCUUUAACCAGUAUUCAAGUCUUACAACACAUAAGAAAAUUCAUACUGGAGAGAAACCCUACAAAUGUGAAGAAUGUGGUAAAACCUUUAAGCAAUGCUCAAGACUUAAACAACAUCAGAGAAUUCAUACUGGAGAAAACCCUUACAAAAGUGAGGAAUGUGACAAGGGCUUUAACUAG
Nycticebus coucang (slow loris) is the source of this 1767-nucleotide messenger RNA. Its product is annotated as zinc finger protein 678-like. Lineage: Eukaryota; Metazoa; Chordata; Mammalia; Primates; Lorisidae. Gene Ontology annotation, cellular component: nucleus. Gene Ontology annotation, biological process: regulation of DNA-templated transcription. The record is from RefSeq and is a predicted model, not a curated record. The transcript has 6 exons. The coding region runs from base 1 to 1767 and encodes 588 amino acids.